AUGAAUGAAACUCUUGAGUUUGCUGAUAGAUUGGCACGAGCUGUACAACAAGAUAAUAUCGAUGUAUUUGUCAUGGUGGAUGAUAAUUCGUUCAAAAUUCCCUUGUCGGAAACAUCCAUUGUGAAACUUCUUCAGAUUCCUAACAAACAAUGUGUCAUCCAUGGAUAUCAACAUAUAAUGUACGUGUAUUCGAAACCGAUUCAGAUAUCAUCGUGGGAUAAAUCACUGCUGUACUUUUCCAAGUUGAAUAUAAACUAUUCAUUCGUGUGGCUUCUUGAAAAUGAUCUCUUCAUUCCGAGCGUAGGUGCAUUUCGUGCUAUUCAUGAACUUUAUUCAAACACAAGUGAUCUGAUAGUCAAACGUGUCGAUCCGAAUUUUGACGGCAAUCAAGAAGUUUCUUGGCCUCAUUGGAAGCUAGCAUAUGGAAAACUUCCUCCACCAUGGUUUAAAUCAAUGACGAAUGCAGUUGGUUUUAGUCGACGUUUUCUGAAGACAGUCGAUAAUUACAUUCGUUGGCGAGGUAUUGCUACCUUUCAUGAAUAUUUCUUUCAAACACUAGCUUUCAAUGAAAACAUGACCGUUGUCUCACCGACAGAGUUCGACACAUUAGUAUGGCGUCGAUCUUAUUCGUGGCAAGACAUAGAAAGAAAUCCAAGCAAUUGGUGGCAUCCAGUGAAAAACUUAUCUCUACAUGACAUUUGGCGCAAUAGAUUAUUGAAAGAAGCUCACGGCAUUAAUAAUACCAUUCAUUGGCCUCAAUUGAAGUCUUUGUGUAGUAAACAGGAUAAUACAACAAGCGUACAAACACGUUUACAAAAACUAAUUGUCGACUUCAAUCAACACAAAAUCCAUCUCACAUCCCAACAACGUCGAUCUUUACGACAACAUUUUCUCUGCCUUGCUCAACAAUGUCAAGCAAACAAAGAUCUCAUAUCAGCCAUCAGCAUCAUCGAAAACCUCGCCGACAGUGCUUAUAAGCUACCCGAACCCAUGUGGACAAUAAUCUUUAACAAGAGCUCAUUGCAUUUGCAACUCAAAGAAGAACUUGUACAGAAUAAGGAAUAUGUGUUCCGAACAACAAACUAUGCUCCUGUUGUAAAGUGGUUUCGAGAACUUGCCACAAAUCUUACCAUACUGUUGACAAACGAGAUUCAACGAGAAAUGAAACAAGUCAAGAUCGAUGCUAGAACCAACAAGUUGGAUGUACUCAAUGGUUCGUUACAAUGGUGUGCAGAGUGGUCGAGUAAAAUGGAUGCUCAGGUACUAAGGUUUAGUUGGAUUUGUUGUGCUCAAAUUCAACUGCAGAAAGAAGAUGUUCAACGGAAAUUUACGACUAUUGUAAACAUACCACACCGGGAAUAUCAAGUAUCCAGUAACCAAUCACCAAGCCUCAACGCUAGACAAGCGAUCAGCGUCGUUGUGUAG
Adineta ricciae is the source of this 1425-nucleotide messenger RNA. The record is from the annotation of a GenBank genome assembly. Lineage: Eukaryota; Metazoa; Rotifera; Eurotatoria; Adinetida; Adinetidae.